Molecule: messenger RNA, 1058 nt
Organism: Linum trigynum
Lineage: Eukaryota; Viridiplantae; Streptophyta; Magnoliopsida; Malpighiales; Linaceae
Source: the annotation of a GenBank genome assembly
AUUAUUCACUUCCCUUUCCCCAUUUCUCUUCCCACAUCCCUCCUUCUCGGCUUCCCAAAGUUCUAAUCCAUGGCAGAAGAAGAAGCUAAGAAGGCCGAGCCCGAAUGCCCUGCUCCUCCCGCCGCCGAUCCUCCGGCGGCUGCUGCUGCUCCUGCCGACGAACCUCCAAAGGACGUCGCCGAGGAGAAAUCCGUAAUUCCGGCCACUCCUCCACCGGAAGAAAAACCUGACGACUCCAAGGCCAUCGGCGCAAACCUAAAGGAUAAAGACUCCGAGUCGACAACGACGAUUCGUAAUCAGACUCCGAGUCGUCAGACGACGAGGCUGUCGAUAUCGCUGGUGCCAACAAGAAGAAGGACAUCAAGUUCUUUGAGAAUCUGCUCAAGAUAAGGAAGCAAGACCCUUAUGAUGGCGACAAAUUUGGAGUCACCUUUCUAUUUGUCGCAGUUGGCAUAUCCUAUGUUGAAAGCAUCUGGAAAUGGAAGCAUUGUGUUUAUCUCUUCCAUUGCCGGGCUGGUGGCUCUUCCUUUUCUAUCGGGUUACGCAACUACCAAAGGUAACCAACAUAUAACCAUCUUCCUGGGUUCGUUGGCGUUUGGGUAUUUGCGAAUUUAUCUCGGUAAAGCCUGGAUUUUUUACUUUUCCGAAUGAUACGAUGGUUUUGGAUCGAUAUGAUCAUUGUGAAAUAAUAAGCGAUUCAGCUGACAUCUAUAUCCUCUUCGGAUAUGGCAAGACGCUAGUCGUCAAUUUGCUCUCCUUGUGGAGCCUGCUUAUUUUGGUGUUCUCUAUCAAAUUCAUAUCUCGACCGAGAAGGAUCACUGGAGAUAUAUUGUGCUUUUGAUACUUGUGUUGCUUCUUGGCCGGAGCUCCUUGGGGUCUUUGCCGGAUCCGUCCCUUCAUUGGUCGGCGAAGGUAAGGUUUCUCCUAUCUUAACUCCGGCGACAUUUUUGAUUCCAUCCAUCAUUAAUUGAGUUUUUGGAUUCCGCUGUUCUCAAAGCUGACUGAUUAAGCAUCGAUUUUGAUUACCUUUUAUGCUCCAAUGAAAUCUUAUUACUUUA